ACAUAUAAACUCAUUAGAUGUGCACGGAGAGAUGAUGUCGAUCUCCUCCAUUUUCUCUUCAUCCGAGCACGAAACAAAAGCGCCAUUUACACACUUCAUAACGUCUUUAGGAUAAACGCAAUCAUGUUGUCAUUUUAUACUUUAGAUGAGAUUUAACGGAGAAAGUGCAUUGUGUUGCGUUGCCAGCGCGCUGGUUUUAGGUGCACUGUCAGAAAACCCUCUUACAUAUAUGCCACUAUAAAUACAGUUAUUUGUACGCAGAGUUGCAAUUGACCGAAAGCAUGUGCAUGGAUAUUUACACGAACAUCUAUUAUAUUAACUAUAUGAAUGAACGUCGUUGGAAAUAAGUCGUAACUUCUUGAACGUAUACUUCAAAUUGUAAUUUAACACUUUGUGGCCUGUGCCAGCAGCCGACUCCAUCUUGAAUGACCAGAUCUUUGAACUUGAAUUAAAAACGCGUGUUUUCAAUACCAAACCGAACAUUUCCAUGUUUGUGUUAUAUGUUUGGGUGUAUUUCAUAACAGUUAUUGGGUUAAAUAUAUGUAGAAAUGACUUAGGGGUAAUGAUGUCAGGUCGUUGCAAGUGUGCACGAUGCAACGAGUGGGAUAUAAAUAUUAAUGUCGCACUGUUUUAGUAAUUAUUUAAGCGUUUCACUGAAAAGCAUAAUUGUUUUUUGGGGAUAAAGUCAGGCACCGGAGUUGAAGGGAGCUCCUCUCACAGGGGGUUGGGUUGCCGUGCCGAUUGGCUGCUGUUCAUACAUAGACACAUACAGUCACGGGCUUGAAACAGAACCAGGUCGACAGCAAGGAAACAAUAAUUAUUGAAAAUGAAAAGUACAACGUCCGUAUCGUAAAGCAGAGGUGUGUUGUCAUUGACACAUCGCGCACUGGAUGGCUUUGCUCUUUCUGUGUUCUCUGGCCUACUGCUGCAGCUGCGGCUGGGAUUUUCUUCAUCCAAUUUCACAAAUGUGAAAAAAAGGUCAUUUCGCGCGGACGAAAGGGGAGUUUUUAAUAUGAAUGACACUUGGCAACAUGUAAAUGAUAAUGGAAAACAGUUUGAUUUAGCCACACAAGCUGACUCUUAGGGAUGCUGUGGAUAGUGGCACCUGUACACAGGUGCCUGAUGCACUUGAAAAUACCUUCUCGUCGGAAAGACGUCUGGCUUCAACUCUGUCCUGCACUGAAUGUGGUAGCUUAACCUGUUAUAGUCCCUUAAGAGGCCAAAGGCUUACGAAGUGAUGCACAGGUUGAGUUAGUUGACGCAAAAUGGAUGCCACUUUGACUGACGGCAGAGCUGACAUUGACAGCUGCACAUCUCCACCCAGUCCCGAUUUUAGUCUGGAUUCCUCCAGUCCCUUUGCAAAUGGAUUGCACUUUGAGUCAAUUUUGUUUGAAGAUGAGGAAGAGGAGGAUGUUAUGGACACAGAGGCGGUGGCUCAGUUGGAAAGAGCCUUGGGCGGAAAGGAAGACACUACAUAUACAGAUUUAAAGAGAAAAUUAGAUGUCAAGCCUUGUCCAACUAGAAGUAAAAUUUCAAAGUCUCAAGCAACCCUGGACCUAGAGGUCAACUGUGAAGACAUGCCUAAAAGGCUUUCGUCUAUUGUUAGCCCUACUGGGAUUAUAAUGACAAAAAAACAGAGAACAAAAGCUCCACCACCUGUGAAAUAUUUGGAGGGUGAAGUUAUAUGGGCAAAAUUCAACCGUAGACCAUGGUGGCCAUGUCAGGUGUCUAUCGACCCAGCUGAGGGAGUUUACCACAGAGUUAAAGAGCCACCAGAUAGGGCCAGUCGUCAGUAUUUCCUCAAGACAUUUGGGGAACCUGAGGAACAGGCAUGGGUUGCAGAGCGAUCUACUCAUAUAUUUGUGGGUGGAUAUCAGUUUAACAAUCUCCCUUUUGUCAGAGGAAGUGGACGACAGAAAGAUGAGAACCGCAGAUACUCUAUACCCAAGCGUUUUCUAAAGUCUUGGCAAGCUAGUGUGUCUGAAGCAGAAGCACUUCUCUUGGAGAAGCCAAGGGCGAGCACCCCCUGCUUAGAAGUCACCAAAAACAUUGAUGAUGGAACCACAGUGGACAGAGAUGAUAACAAAGCAUCUUCGGUGGAAGUCUUCAACAGUAACCUUGUGACCAAUGGCAAUGUUUCGCAAAACUCCCACCUGAACACCUUACCACGUCAACAGAAGGCUAAAAGCACCAAAAAACAAAAGAAGUCUGUAUCAAAACCCAUAGGAAAAGUGAAAGAAUCCACUUGUAAGGUUGUGGCAGCAUUGGACAGUCCCUACUCCGACAUUGAUUCGGUUCCUCAGAUCCGCAGGUGUCCCAAAAGCACAGAACAAACAUCAAACCAAUGUGUUGAUAAUAGACAUGCAAGCUCGAAUGCAGGUACAAAUGAUGUGGAAGCAAAGAAGAACGUCAAGAACCAGGGUGGCCUGUGGUUCAGCAAAGCAGGGAAGGGUCAAGUCAACGGACUUAGUCGUGCGGGAAUUAAAUCAGUUAAUUGGUCUUUUGGAAAGGUGUCUUGCAAAAUUAAGAUGCCAGAUUCAGCCAGCGUGAAACCCAAGGACAGUCAAGUCACAGGACUCGAACAUUUGUCUGUAGAAGCCAAAAAGGCUCUUGAUAGGAGAGUGAAGUGCCUUCCUGCAAGCAGUCGUCUAAUGACUAGAGCACUAAAGGCGAUGGAGGAGGCAGAGCACAAGACGACGGAGGGUCAAGAGUCGACUUUAAGUGUCGAAGGAGAGAAUUUAUCUGAUUUUAAGGUAACGGAUAAAACGGGUGUAGGGGACCGUGUCACUUUACAGAAGAUGGCAGCUUCGACAAGCCGUUGUCUCAAAAAGGAUGCGCAUCCUCAGGCAUCCUCAGAUCUAAAAGAUGAUAAACAUUUAGUUAAAUCUGUGGAUGAAGUCUCUUUGAUAUCUCACUCGUUCAAAUGCAGCAAGCAAGAGAAUGAUGCUUCUGAUGUAUCUUCUAGUUCUCCGACAUCUUCUUUGUGCUUAAACUUGGAAGAUCUUGAGAAUAUGAAAGAAAUAACCUUUAAAUCACUCGAUAAAGAUCCAAAUGGCAAACGUCCAUUGUUUCGGCCUGAUGUAAACUAUAAGUUUAGUACAUAUUUAAUGCUGCUGAAGGAUACGCACGAUAGGAGAGAACAAAAUGGGACCCCGCUGGUAAUGGAACCCUUACCCAUGAACUAUCUCAUUAAAGAAGAGCCAUCAGUGAUACCCAAAAAUGAAAUAAAGGAUGAAGGGGCCAAAACAAACAUGGUAGUUUCACAAUGUCAACAGAACAAAGUGGCUGUGAAGCAGAAGAAAAGCAAGGGAAAAUCUGGGAAAAAUAAAGGUGAAACAAGCAACAGCAGUGUUGUCCCUGAUAAUCAGCUUAUUAAAAGCGCUCAGAGACCUACCAAAAAAGUUGAAGCACUGGAACUUAAAACUAAUUGUUUCGGCAGGGCAUCCUGUGAGAUCACUGCGAUAGCCCAAGAUUCAUUUGAGAGAGGGAUACCUGAGCACCAACUUCACUCAUCUGAACCAGAGAACAAGUUUUCGGUCAGCGUGCCCAAAAAACGUUGGCAGAAGUUUGAACAACUCAAUGACAAAGGAUUGCAUCUACACAAAAGUAAUUGUCAUCGAGAGACUAAACAGCCUUCAGAACACUGUGACAUCUUGAUGGGUGGCACAAACAAGUCCUUUGAGUUCGGGGAGGAACGUAACACAAACUCCUCAGAAACUCAAAUAAAUGACGUUCCCACAGAAUGCAAACGUAUAAGAAAACCUAGCAAAAGACUCAUCGAGUGGACAGAGGAAUACGAUCAGUUGUUUUCCACUAAGAAGAGAUCAAAAAAGAAAUCGGAGUCGUUUACAAAGGUUGAAAAACACAACUGCAGUGUCCCACCUGCUGGAAAUAUACAGGAACCUCAAUUAACGGAGCAAGAUUUGUCAAGAUCCCUGCCAGAAGUACAGACUCCUCCUCCAGAAGAGACCUCCAAACCCCUAUCUGCAGUCAAAGACGCUCUACAUGAGGAGGGUCAGGUUUUGUCCAUAGAUACGCUAACUCCACCUCCCGAUACUACAGUACCAUCUCCAUGUGCUGAUAUUUAUCAUAAGGAACAGCUUCAGUGCCAAAAUGGUUUAGCUAUUGUAGGUGAUGGUGUGUGUCUAAGCACAAAGAGACAGAGGAAGCCCACCAAAAAGAUUCUAGAAAGUUCCAUUGAAGCUGAACCAAUUCUCACACCUAAACGAAAGGUAAAGUCACAGAAGACAUCUGGACAUGCUGCUAACUCAGGAGUGGGACAACAAUCAUUCAAACAUAUGAACAUGCUGUCUUCCGAGUCCAUCGACACGCCGAGUGCCUCUAUUCCAAAGAGCACUGAGAUGGAGACAUUCACUUCAUCUGGAGUGCCUCAAGCGGCUGACCCAGAAUCAGUUGAGGGUCAUUCAGACUCACAGAUGUCUGUACCUAGUUAUGGCUUGUUUAGAGAAGACCAUUCACAAUCAGAAGAGCUCUCAACCAAUAAGAGUCUAUCCAUAGAGAAAGAGGGCGGCACCUUUCACAAGGAAAAUGUGUGUCAGGUGUGUGAAAAACAUGGAGAUUUGCUCUUGUGUGAGGGGCAGUGCUGUAGGGCAUUUCACCCAGAAUGCACUGGUCUGAGUGAUGCUCCACUAAACAGUUUUUUAUGUCAGGAGUGCACAUCUGGCAUCCACUCCUGCUUUGCUUGUAAGAGAUUAAGUGAGGAUGUGAGGCGUUGCAUGAUCCCUGAAUGUGGUAAAUUCUAUCAUGGGGAGUGUGUGGCCAGCUACGCCCCUACUGUGCCUCUGAACCUGACCUUUCGCUGCCCUCUCCACGUGUGUCUGGCGUGUUUUAUCACCAACCCUACCAAUCCAUCCAUAUCUAAAGGUCAGCUGAUCUGCUGCAUCAGGUGUCCCGUGGCGUAUCACGCAGAUGAUCACUGUAUACCUGCAGGAAGUGUCACGCUGACCGACAGCUGCAUCGUGUGUCCAAAUCAUUUCAUACCACGCAAGGGCUGCCGCAACCACGAGCACGUCAACGUCAGCUGGUGCUUCGUCUGCUCCGAAGGAGGAAGUCUGCUGUGUUGUGAAUCAUGUCCUGCAGCGUUUCACAGAGAAUGUCUGAACAUUGAUAUGCCAGAGGGCAGCUGGUACUGCAACGACUGUCGGGCUGGAAGAAAACCUCACUACAAAGAGAUUGUAUGGGUGAAAGUGGGCCGCUACAGGUGGUGGCCAGCGGAGGUCAGCCAUCCCAGAAGCAUUCCUGAGAAUAUCCAGCGCAUGAGACACGAUGUGGGAGAAUUCCCGGUUCUCUUUUUCGGCUCUAAUGAUUAUUUAUGGACCUAUCAAGCCCGUGUUUUCCCUUAUAUGGAGGGCGAUGCCAACAGUAAAGAGAAAAUGGGAAAGGGAGUUGAUUCUACCUAUAAGAAAGCUUUGGACGAAGCUGCAAAAAGGUUCAAAGAGCUGCAGGCUGAGAAAGAACUACGACAGCUGCAGGAGGACCGACUAAACGACAAGAAACCUCCGCCGUACAGACACGUUAAGGUGAACAAACCAAUCGGCAAGGUGCAGAUCAUCUCGGCGGACCUUUCGGAGAUCCCGCGAUGCAACUGCAAAGCCACGGACGAGAACCCUUGCGGCAUUGACUCGGAGUGCAUCAACCGCAUGCUGCUGUACGAGUGUCACCCUCAGGUGUGUCCCGCAGGUGAACGCUGCUUAAACCAAUGCUUCAUCAAACGUCAGUGCUGCCAGGUGGAGAUCUUCAGGACGCUGUCUCGGGGCUGGGGACUGCGCUGUGUGCAUGACAUCAAAAAGGGGGAUUUUGUCAAUGAAUACGUCGGAGAGGUGAUAGACGAAGAGGAAUGCCGUGCCCGUAUUAAGCACGCUCAGGAGACCAACAUCGGCAAUUUCUACAUGCUUACACUGGACAAGGAUCGAAUUAUUGAUGCCGGGCCCAAAGGAAACGAAGCCCGUUUCAUGAACCACAGUUGCCAGCCAAACUGCGAGACCCAAAAAUGGACGGUAAACGGAGACACGCGUGUUGGGCUGUUUGCGCUUACAGAUAUACCUGCUGGCACAGAGUUAACAUUCAACUAUAACCUUGAGUGUCUGGGGGACGGCAGGACGGUGUGUAAAUGCGGUGCAUCUAAUUGCAGUGGAUUCUUGGGAGUGAGACCAAAAAACAACCCUCCAUCAGACGAUAAGGGUCGCAAACUAAAGAAGAAAUCCCAGAUGAAACGCAAAUCCCAGCAGGAAGUGAUCAAGGAGCGUGAGGACGAGUGUUUCAGCUGUGGAGAUGGAGGACAGCUCGUGUCCUGUAAGAGGCCAGGUUGUCCAAAGGUUUACCAUGCAGACUGCCUUAAUCUCACCAAGAGACCCGCCGGCCGUUGGGAGUGUCCGUGGCAUCAGUGUGACUUGUGCGGUCAGGAGGCAGCCUCCUUCUGCGAGAUGUGUCCCAGCUCCUACUGCGCAGAACAUCGGGACGGCAUGCUGUUCAUAUCCAAGCUGGACGGACGCUUGUCUUGCAGCGAGCACGACCCCUGCGGCCCCGAGCCCCUGGAGCCCGGUGAGAUCCGAGAAUACAUCCAGGAAAACAUCACCUCGUACCCCAUAAACGUCAUCAGAGCGACAAACACCGAAACAGCACCCCCGAACACUACAGCUGCCCCUCAGUCUCCACCACAGGACCUCUGUGGCCCCUCUAGUAGUCCGGUGGAAAUCUCUUUAAAUUGCGCAUAUUCACCCAUUUCUUCUUAUGGUGAAGGCGAAGAUCUGAUGGAGUUAGAAGAUGGUGAGAAGAAAAUCAGUCAAGAUAAUUCAGAACAAUUGAAGAUGAAAGAUUGAUUGUUGGAUAGAGUAAAUAAUAUUAGUUGCCUUGUUUUGAAGGGGAGAGCACUUUAAUCGACGUCUGCAAAGAAGUUCUCUUUUGCUAAGAUUUCGAUGAAACCACGACUACGUUUGGAAAGAAAAACAUUUUCAUAUACGAUCACACUACUGUAUAUGAUUGAACGGCACUGACUUCAUCAGCAGUUACAUCAUCACAGGGAAUUAUGGGAUUGUGUCCAUUUCUGUACACUACACAUACUGUACACUGACAGUGUACGCCACUAAACAUCCAAAACAAAAACUAAGAGAAUGAAAAUACAGUAUUGACGUUCUUGAAGGAUAGUUAUGUAUUUUUCCUUUUACAUUUCAUUUCAUAUAAAAAAGUCAUUUUGGUAGAAAUGGUGUUAGACAGAAAUAAGUAUGUUUACCAAAAUAUGUUUGUUCGGUACGUUUGCUCUGUGAGUAAAUGUUACUGAAAAAGUUCAAGGUAAAUUUAGCUUUUUAGAGGUUCGUCUUCUUUGAAGUCCGUGUAAAGUCCGACAUUUAAAUGUGUUCUCAGUUUGUCACACCACAGAAAAAAUGCCAAUUAUAAUAAACGAUCAAAAUCUUGGAAAAACAAGCAGGAUUCUCUGCUUUCAACCGCUGUCGGUGUUGAGACCACACCCACUCGCGGGAAAGCUGCCGUCUCUUUUAAAUUUCAAAUACUGUUUGCUACCAUGAACAAUAUAACCUGGUCCUCGAGUACCCCCUCACAGAAAGUUUUAAAUUGACGUCUUAUUUAAAACACCUGAUUCAAAUCAUCAGCCUCCUUCCAGAAUGGUUGACAAGGCUGCGUCCGAAACCGCAUACAGUGACAGUACGUACUAAAUGAGAUGAAGUACAUACUUACUGACCAUAGUAUAGUAUGAAUUCUGGUAGUAUGAAUACGAUUCGGACGUACUACAUACAUCAUGGCUGCGUCCGAAACCGCAUACUGUAUAGUAGGUACUGAAUGAGAUGAAGUACUUACUUGCUAUUAAAUCAGUAGGUACUGUAUAGUAUGAAUCCUGGUAGUAUGAAUGAGAUUCGGACGUACUACAUCUGCCAUGUUGCUACAUCACGUGACAUACGUCGUCAUCACGUCAUGUCAUUUCAGCGCGAAAACAGCCGCAUGCCUCUUCUUCUUCGUUGGAUAACUCCUCUCCCGGGGCAUCAUGGGAUAGUGAAGUGUCCAUCGUAUGCACACUGCAAAAUCUAACCGGAAGUAGUAGGUCAUCCGGGUACUUUUUCGCAUACUGUUUUUCGAAUACUAUGUAUUCGGACAUAGUACUCGCCUCGCCUACUGCUUUUCGCGUACCAUAUAGUAUGAACUAGGCGGUUUCGGACGCAGCACAUGUUGAUACAUCACGUAUAACAUAAUUCGUCAUCACGUCAUGUCAUACCAGUGCGAAAACAGCCGCAUUGCCUCUUUCCAUCAUUUCCUAAUAUGACAACACCUAUUCUUGUUCGUUGGAUAGCUCCUCUCCCGGGGCAUCAUGGGAUAGUGAAGUAUGCACACUUCAAAAUCUAACCAGAAGUAGUAGGUCAUCCGGGUACUUUUCGCCUACUGUUUUUGGAAUACUAUGAAUUCGGACAUAAUACUCGCCUCGCCUACUGCUUUUUGCCUACUAUAUAGUAUGGAAGUAGGCGGUUUCGGAUGCAGCACAAGUCUCUCCAGCAAGCUGAUGAGUUAAAUCAGGUGUGUUAAAUAAAGAGACAUCUAAAACAUUCUGGGAGGGGGUAUUCGAUGACCACGAUUGGGAAACACUGACCUAGAUGAAGGCUCGCGAUUGUUUUAGGGGCGGGGCCCAUGCGUGGUGGCUCCAGUGCAUCAUCAAGCCACUGUUGUUUUAGCCCCGCCCAAAUAAUUCAGAAAUGUUGAAAAACUGUUUAACGGAGUAACUCCACAAUUAAGUACUACAACGUGUUUCAGGAAUACAUUUCUAACAUUUAUAAAGUGUUUGGAAACAAUUCUCUGAAAUGACUUUUCAUGGACUUUAAAAGUGCAGUAGGUUGUUAAUUGAUGGUAGUUGAUGAAGAAUAACCACACUUUAAAAAAAUUAAAGAGAAAAUAUUGGACAGAAAUAGCAGUUGGGUUAUAAAUAACCAUAUGCUGGGUUGCUUUUACCCAACAUUUUAUACUGUGCACUGUCUAUCCAUCAGCUUUUCUGAUAUAUUACAUAUUAUUACAUUUGUGACCCUGCUGUGAAAUCCAGACUAAACUCAUUUCACAUUCAUUUCAAUCUUUGACUUGAUCUUAUUCAGUCAAUAUUAAAGAUAUCAAGGUUAUAUUUUCACACAACGUCCUUUACAUUAGGUAGGAUGAUUUUAUGUAGAAAACAGUAAAUCACACUCAAAAAAUGACUUUAGGUGGGUUUUCACAGGCAGAGUCACAUGUUAUGGUGCCAGCUAUGUUAAAUGACACUAUUUGAUAUCGCACUUUUAUAAAAUAAUCCAAACUUCAUCUUCUAACAAAUGUGAAGACAAAUUUAAGUAUAUUUCUCAUGUAUUUUAGAGAAUUUUAAAAGUUUCUUUAAAUUAUUUUUUGCUAAAUUGGCUUAAAAUCCCUGAAGAUUUAUGACAAAUGUUCUUUUGUUUUGGUUUUCCAUGUCUGCCAAGGAGAAAGUUUGUGCGGCAUCACAAUGCUAAACUCUUUUCUGGUUGCACUCAGUUCUGCUGUGAAUUAAUUAUAGGGGGAAGUGUCAAAUUUUGCACCAAAUGAAGUUCCCAUGCAUUACCAUCAUUGUCUAAACAAGAUAAAUGGUUGUCCUGCCCCAAAACCAUGCACUGGACAAGCCAAAAUGUCACUGAGCCUACAUCGAAAAAAGAUUUGUUGUUUCAACUUUAAAAAGUGUUCAUGCUGCCUUAAAAUUUUAAGUUGAUUCAACUUAAAAAAAAUAGUUAACUGAAGUUGAAUUAACUUUAAAAAGUGUUCAUACUGCCUUAAAAUUUAAAGUUAAUUCAACUUAAAAAAAUAUUAGUUAACUGAAGUUGAAUUAACUUAAAAUCUUAAGGCAGCAUGAACACUUUAUGAAGAUAAUUCAACUUUAAAAAAAAAUUAGUUAACUGAAGUUGACUCUUCAGUCCUUCCAGAAAAACCGACAGGUUUUCUUAAAAAAUGCGACGGAAUAUGCGGGAUUUUUAUGCAAUGAAAUUGCGGAACUUGCAAAAACUGUUUGUAGCUUUAUCAGCUUCUUAUUGAUGUUCACGUCGCGUAAUUACGUCACUUCAUAACAUUCCCAUGGCAACAGGGGACAUGGCUGCGCUUGUGUGAAGUAAAUGCAACAUUUUGAAACUUUCUGCUAAGAUAUAUGUGACUUUUUGCUACAAAAAUGUGUGGAUUAUGAAAUCAUGCAAGCCUUGCAUAUUUUAUGCACAGAAGUUUGCAAUUUAUGUGGCGAAAGUGCAGUGUAUUUUAAAAAAUGCAGCCGCCGCAUAAGUAUGCAUUGAAUCGCAUAAUCGCGUUUUUCUGGAGUGACUGACUCUUAUGUUGUUACAAACCUGUAUAAAUUUCUUUGUUCUGAUAAACACGAAGGAAGAUAUUUUGAGGAAUGUUUGUAACCAAACUGAUUAUAACAUUUAUUUUCAUAGUAUUCUCUUGUCCUACUAUGGAAGUCAAUGGGGCUCAUGAUUGGUUUGGUCACAAACAUAACUCAAAAUAUCUUCUUUCUUGUUCAUCAAAACAAAGAAAUGUAUACAGGUUUGUAACAACAUGAAAGUGAGUAAAUGAUGACAGAAUUAUAAUUUUUGGGUGAACUAUCCCUUUAAGUUGAAAUAACAAAUCUUUUUAACAGUGUACCCAAACAAAGUGAUAGAUGAGUUAAGAAAGCAACCUACAUUAUAAACUUGUAUUUGUUUUUGCACCACAGACAAUUUGUUAAUUUCAAGUAUCUUAAGGUUUUGUGAAUCAGAUGAGCAAAGAGAAAAAAAUGUUAGGUGGCUAUUCAAUACAGUUGUAUAUAUUUUAUACCUUAGAUAUCUAGAAGAAAUUGACUGAGAAUCAAGUUCGACUUGCAUUUACAAUGAAUAUGACCAUUUUCUUAGGCGGUGAAAUCUUGAAUGAUGUUCAAGAAUGUGAAUUAAGUCCUAUUAUUAUUGGCAACAAGACAAAGUCCUUUAUAGUCAUUUGUUUAAGAUAAGUUAUAUGGGCUUGUUGUGUGUUAUACUCCUGAAUUCGGUCUGCUGGUGUUUCAAACCUUCAAUUUGAGUCUUCUGAAUACUGAGCACCAUUUCAGCCAGUUUACCGUAUCCAUGUAUAUUAUUGCACUUGACGGUGUUAACUCUUCUCUGAGAGUUAUACUUCAUUAUAUUUCAGAAAAUCAUGCAAAAGGGAAACAUAUCUGCUGCCUGGUUGAAGACUAUAGUUGUGCUGUAGUGCUUUGUACAGAAUAAACAGCAUUACAAAAUGAUUUUGGUAUUACUGCUAUUAUUUUACCACCAGUCUGCACUUAACUGUUUCUUUGUUUCGCUUUUGUUAAAGAUGCACAUUUGUCACAUGGAAGCAGAACUUAUCGCCACAUUUAAAUAACAGAAAUGUGCAGGUCAUAAAAAAUUGUUAAUGUAUUAAAAUGUCAAAAGCC
Molecule: messenger RNA, 11419 nt
Organism: Misgurnus anguillicaudatus (oriental weatherfish)
Lineage: Eukaryota; Metazoa; Chordata; Actinopteri; Cypriniformes; Cobitidae
Gene: nsd1b
Product: nuclear receptor binding SET domain protein 1b
Cellular component (GO): nucleus
Molecular function (GO): histone methyltransferase activity; protein binding
Source: RefSeq, a predicted model, not a curated record